UAUGGCGUUUUACAAUACAUUUGUGGCAGAAACAAAAUGUCAAACUGCCUAGAUGUUUGUAUGCUCUGCGCAAGACGCUCCUUUUUAUAUCGACAUGGCAGAGGGUGAAAUAAAUUACAAACCCGGUCAUAUUACAGAGGGUAAGGGCACCAAAAAAUCGCAUGACAGUACUUCUAUUAUAAUCAAGAAUCACUUCGGGGCAAAACCAAAAGGCAGCUCACCAUGGGUAUCUGGAGAGGUCCUCUUCCCAUCGCAAAAUGGCACCGAUGUGUUCGGUGACAUCAACUCGCUAGGAGCCUUAAAAUACUUAUAUAAAUGUGACAAAGGUGUUAUUCAAUCGGCGAACUUCGAUGAACAUCAAGGCGACGAGAGUUCGGCAUACGGGGACUCGAAUAAUACGGAACACAAGCAGUCUCAUAUAAAGGAUUUUAUGCCAAAUGGGAGCCGUAAUACUGGCGUAUACACGAAUGGUGUUGUUGGCGACUGCUCUUCUAAAGGCGCUAUCAUAUCCCUUUGCAUAGAUACAAGUGCUGAGCAGGGAACUCCUGGCUUUUCGGAUGACCCCGGAGGUGAGAAUCGGAUUUAUGUAAAUAAUGUGGCUUCGGGUAAGGCGAAUUAUCGUAAUGAGCACACGGCGUCUUCCGAUCCAUAUUACGUUGAAGUAUCGGAGGGUGAUGUAUUACCCAUUGACCCUAUCGUUGUUGAUUGUUCUGUGGAUAUCGAUCAAGGUUUAUUUGAUACUCCCACUAUUGACUAUAGUGAAGACAUUCAAAGCAAUGAUAAUCACGCUGACGCUACGGCUGGCUCUGCCGAAAUGGAUGAUAAGGAUGACAGUAAGUCUGAACACCAUGUAAACGUCCCUGGCCCUACUACACAGACAAAGGAAAUCAUAGUCGAUAUGGAUACAAAGGGAGGUCAUGAUUUAGAGUUCACCUUCACCAAAGACAGCGAUAACGUUGGACAUAUGGAUGCAAUAUAUCUCCAUAGAGGUGUUGUAAAUUACGAUAGUGGUGGUGAUUUAUCACAUCAAACAGCAUGUAAAAUGAAUCGUGAACCCGUGAGAGAAGUAUCUGAUGUAUCUUCAUCUGAUAGGGACUUUUGUGACUCCGAUUCGAAAGUUGAAGCACAGGCUAUUAGCGAACAAAUCUUAUCUACGGAAGAUACAACGCCAAACCUUGAUGAUGAAAUGUGUUGCAUGGGUACUUCAAUAAGGAAUAAAAAUCCACGAGAAGAGUCUACGAUUUCGGAUGAGAUUGAUUUGACUUUUCGAUUCAAGAAGCGUUCUAUAGGGACUGUGUCUUCAAAGAGCAACGCCACGUUGAUGGAUAUAAUCGCAAGUCCCAACGAUCAAGAUACGGCUCAAACGGUAAAGAAUGAGCUUGAUUAUUACGUCAAAGUUACGGAAAGAUACUCUAUGUGGACUGUAAAUCACCAAACUGGUGAGCAUGAAUUUGACCCCGGUCCCCUUGCAGUUGAUUUUUAUUGCAACAUUUGUCAGACAUCGUUACCUUUGGGCAAAUGUCGAAUUCGUUGUGUUGAUUGCCCUGAUUUUGAUCUCUGCGUUUCAUGUGCUUGCAAAGGUGCGGAGAAAAAUGACCAUAAGAAUUAUCAUAGGUACAUUCCGAUCGGACCGCACUCAUUUACGCUUUUUGGUGACUGGAAUGCUGAUGCGGAGUUGUUAUUACUUGAAGGUAUUAGUAAACAUGGGUUUGGAAACUGGACAGAAGUUGCUGAUUUGGUUAGCAGUGUUUGCGUCAAAAGCAAGUCUGCUGCGGAAUGUGAGCAGCAUUAUAAUGAGUUUUACAUUCAUUCACCUUCUAGUCCAUUUCCCAAUAUUCUUAGUAUGAAUACUGUUGUAUCGGACAUUGAUGCAGCAAAACGCCUGCAAAGUUUCUCUACCUUAGUGCAAAAGGAACAUCAGAUAACAAUUCCCUCCAUGCUCGAACCUCUUUAUCUGAGGGAUAAUGACAUUCAUCAUACGGAUUUAGUGCCGCCGGCGGUUAAUAUGCGAGAGGCUGUGGGACACCAUCUCAAAUUUUUACAGACAUUUCCAGGUUACAAUAUGUACAGAGAUGAAUUAGAUAGUGAAUACAACAACGACGCUGAGUUGAUCAUAAUGGAUUUAGAAUUUGAUAUUAAUGACACUCCUGCAGAGAUUGAAUUUAAGCUCCGUAUGGUGGAGAUUUACAACUCGAUGCUCGAUGAUCGCAUACGGAACAAAAGAUUGCUUAUGCAUAGGUUUUGGUACGACUAUGUUGCAAGAGACGCUGGUAUCCAGUGUAUGAACGAGAUCGAGAAGGCUACUUAUUGGCGGCUUACACCUUUGAUGCGCCUCCAUUCUGAGGAAGAUCACCUGAGGCUUGCAAAACUCAUUGUCGCCAGAGUUGAGCUUGACAAGCGUGUACGGUUGGUGAGCACUUGGAAGUCCCUUGGUUUGCAAACGCUUGAGGAUGUGGAAUCAUUUGGUAUUCAGAAUAUGCCGUCAGCUGAGGCAAUGUCUCGGAACGUACAUAUGCAUCCAACCGCGCGCAACUUACUAUACAACGGGUACGAUAGUGUCGAAAAAUUGGUUGACUUGUCAGAACAAUUGCUUAAGGAGAUAUGCAGAGAUUUGUGUGUAACCAAAGAGAGGAUGAAUAACCUUAUCGAUGAAGUUGGUAUCCUAACGAAUAAUACACCUGUACCUAUCGGAGAGAACCUGUCUGUUGUACCCACAUGGGACUACUGUUUUGAGGACGGUGUUUUGCAGGCCGAAGUACCUCAUGUUCCCCCGGUUCCUGUUAUUGAUCCUAAUUUGUUAUCAGAUGAGCAUGUCCAUAUGCGUGUUUCUGUGAAAGGUGAUGGCCCACACAUCUUUCCAAAUGUUGCUAUUGUGGAUGCCAACUUCCAAGCGCCUCCAGAGUCGGUAGUGCAACAAUCUCAGGCAUUCUCUGGUGUUAACUCAUUGGUAUAUUUCGCAAAAUUGUUACCCGGAGCAAAGUAUGCUCUGCGCAAGGUAAUGUCAAAGCGAAAGCGUGUUACACUUACGGGAGACUUUUCAAAAAUCUCGAGUCUACGCAAGGAGUCAAACAUUUAGGGCUUCCCUGUGUUUACAGCUGGGAUUGUAUUUUCGGCUGGCAACAUGCACGUCAC
Messenger RNA from Babesia bovis T2Bo, 3132 nucleotides. RefSeq lists its product as uncharacterized. Gene Ontology annotation, cellular component: nucleus. The transcript has a single exon. Gene Ontology annotation, biological process: chromatin remodeling; regulation of transcription by RNA polymerase II. Gene Ontology annotation, molecular function: transcription coactivator activity; chromatin binding; zinc ion binding. The record is from RefSeq and is a predicted model, not a curated record. The coding region runs from base 53 to 3076 and encodes 1007 amino acids. Lineage: Eukaryota; Apicomplexa; Aconoidasida; Piroplasmida; Babesiidae.